Molecule: messenger RNA, 2940 nt
Organism: Naegleria lovaniensis
Lineage: Eukaryota; Heterolobosea; Eutetramitea; Acrasida; Naegleriidae
Exons: 5
Coding region: 1-2940 (979 amino acids)
Source: RefSeq, a predicted model, not a curated record
AUGAAAAAAUUAAUUGGAGUUUCCCGAAGUGGUGACGAUGAUGAAUUUCAAAAACCAAAACCAAGACAAAAAAAGACUGUUGAUUUUCUUGAGACAGCGACACAUCAUGCUGUCUCUCAGGAAGAGGCUUCCAAAAUUACUGAUUUUUCUCAAUUAAUGAUAUCAAGAAGUUAUCAUUCGAAAGGUAAUUGUGAAACAGUGCUGGACGUUCCUCUGAUUGGAGAUGGAGAAUUCAAAAUGAAAGUUAAUAACAAAUCGUCACAUGCUGAUUACAUUGCAAACGUGACUUUUUCCUUUGGAAUGUAUAAAAUGGAUGAUGAUCAACCUUGUUGGAAUACCAUUAAUUCGGAAUCCAAAUCGAGCUCACAAUGUGGAUGUUACUUUGAAUAUAUAUUGAAAUCAUCCUCCGAAAAAGUAGAUUUGUUUGAAGAUCAAAAGUUAGAUUCUCUCAAUACUUCAUACUAUAUUCGAAUCAUUGUCAAAACCACUCAUUGCGUUGAGUUUGACAUUGAAGUUUGGCAGAAAGAGACGUUUAUCUAUCUAGAAAACCCUUUAAAAACACAACAUGACAUGCAUUGUCUCACUUAUCGAAUGUUAGGCUUGGGAGAAGAUGAUUUAGCAUCAUUCGACGAUGGAGAAUAUAAGAGCACAAAAUUUGUGAACACCAGCACUGAUCUCAAUCUUGAACCAGGUUCAUACUUUGCAAUUGUAAAGAGAAAUGAAUCGUCAAUUGUUCUAGAACAAAAGGACGAGUUCUCUCUUUGGUGUUCAUUUCAAGUUAAUGGAGUGGACAUUUCGUAUUGCGACGAAAUUUCUAAUUUUUGGUGCUCCAAGCCAUUCUUUAUUCCAACCAAGAGAGUUAUUUCUCUCACUGUUCAAGCUGGACAAUCAUCCACUAAUUUUGCUCUCGAAGGAGGAAACUAUGAUUUUUACUUUUUGAAAAGCUCAUCUGAGGAUGCAUUUAAAGUGUUUGAAUCUGAAGAAUGUCUCAAUAAUGGCUUAAUUCAUUUCUUGAAAGUCAUGCACGAUUCCUAUAGAGCACAGGAUUAUCAGUACGCCAAUUAUGUGUUCAAUUUCUUCCCAAGCGACAAGAGAAUACAUCACAUCAAAUCCAAAAUCGAGACUUUGUAUUUAGAGCCAUUGAAAAGAUUUGAGCUUUUAAAGAAAAAUGUGAACAAGGCAGUAGAGGUCAAAGAUUUAGAGGAAGUUAAGAGACUCAUCGAUAGAGAAAGCAACUACAAAGAUUGCAUUAAGGAAGGUCUCGUUCAUGCACGAUCGAAAAUGGAAAUUCUAAAAACUGAAAAGUUUGCCAUUGAUCAAAUCAUGAGACUACUCAAAAAGCAUGGCGAAGAAGUUGAAUCCAUCACAGUGAAUCCAUCAUUUCUCUCGGAUACUACCUUCUUGAGUCUUGAAAAAACACGACAACGUGAAAAGAAAGAUCGUAUUGUAUCCACCAUGCUAGAGUUGCCUGAUUUGUUUUCCAAAUCGACUGUUUGCUUUGCUCUCAACGUGUGGUACAAUGUGAUUGACAAGUUUUUCUCAAUGGUUUAUAGUUCAAAUUGUAAAGACGUGAUGGAAGUUAUUGACAUUGUUGAAAAUCAGAAGGAUUUAAACUUGGAGGGAUUAGAAGAUGGAUCUUUUAGAAAGUGGGCCAAAAUUCUUGACAUUGUGACAAAAGAUCAAAUGAACAUGUACUUGGAAAAGGUGAUGGACAAGAUUACUAAACUCACCUCGACCUUAAUUUCUACUUACAAAGAAAUUGAGACUAUCAAUGAUGAAAUUCAAGCUAAAUUUACAGAGACCCAAACCAUUGACAAUGCCUUGAACAGAAAAUUGGAAAAUGCAAUGAAACGACGAAGUCAAACCAUGUCUGACAUUAACAGUGAGGAAAUAUUCUUAAAGAAUCACCUAUUUCUCUACUUUGAAAAAUCACACAAAGAGUUUGGAAUUGAUGUUUUCAAUUGGGUAAUUCCCUCCGUUCACAAGCACAUGCAUUGUUAUUUGAAAGCAACAAAAGCAUUUUGUGAAAAAUUCAUGAAAAAACAUCAACCUGAGCUCAUCUCCUUGGUGUGCAAUCGUGAUUUGAACGGACUUUUAGUGUAUAUUGGCGACAACAAACACGAAAUGUUGGAAAAAGAUAUUGACAAGUAUACAUUUAUCCACGCUGAACUUUCUAAAACUCUUCCAAACUUUUCUUUACUUUCAUCACAUUUUGGAGAGAAGGAAAAACAAGCAUUCCAAAAUGAAUUAUCACAAGUGGCGUGGGUCGAUAGAAAAUUAUCAACUCUAGCCGAAGAAUAUCAUCCUGAAACUACUUUUGGAGUUGUUGAUUUGGAAUGGAGAGGAUCUGUCGAUGUGGAACCAUUGACCAAUUAUGAAAGCAUUCCAUACGAUAAGAUUUUAGAUACUAUCAAGAAUGAAAUGAAGUUAAUUAAUAGAACUUUGGACUUGAAAGACCCAUCUAUGAGAGAUGAAAAGAAUAAUCAUUCAUGUAUUGGCCAGCUUAUGAGAAAGAGAAUGAUUCCUGUUUUCAUGACUCUCUUCCUCGAGGACAUGAAACCAGAAUAUGAUUUAUGGACCUUCCUCGAAAAAAUAGCGAGCUAUGACACUGAGUUGGAGGAGGCCAUUCAAGCCACGAAUCAAUUCGUGUCGAAAAGAACCACUCUUCUCUCAUCCAAAAAGAAAGAUCACAUUCAUCGUGUGAAAUUCAAAUACUUUUUUACUGCCUUUAUCACGAAUGGAAAGAAUCCAGACUUUAUGCCAAAAAUUGUUUCAUCCUCUGUCCUGACCGAAACUCACAAACCUACUUACCUUCUGCAUAAUAAGAAUAAUCAAAAAGAGCUCCUUAAAUAUCUUGCGUUUUUUAAGACUUAUCCGAUGAAUCUCGAAUUAGAAAUUCCUCAUCUUGAAUAUGAUCCUAAAUAUUCCAAUGACAUGUAA